AUUUUUUAUGGCCCAAGAUAUAAUGAAGAUUGCAUUUUUACAAUUAUUUUUUAAGAAUAAAUAAACUAUUGAUGGUAACCAAAUGCAAUAGACUGUAGAAUUCAUUUGACUUUAGGAAUUUUUACUAUAAAUACAAAAAGAGAAAUCAAACCUUAAAGAAUUAACUGUUCUAAGCUGAUAAAAAGGGAUUUUUCAAGUUAUUAAAAAUAAAUAACAUUCUGAAGAAUAGAAAAAGAGAAGAAGGUAUAUUUAAUUGUUUUUAGAUGAUAACUAAAAUAUUUUUUUUGAUUAGGUUAGGUAAGAAUUUUUUUUGAUUAAUCAGAUUGCUUUUUUGUCAUAAUCAUUAACUACUCUAAAAAAAUUGAGUUAAUAAGAAAUAGAUAAACUGGGCAAGAUUAAUUCCUCUUAAUAAAGUAUAUCCAGAAUUCCUAUACUCAACAUUUCAGACACCAAUUUUCCUACCAUUUCUAUUUAAUAACUUUCACGAAAUCAAUCAUCCUAAUCAACUCAUUUACAACUUUGAAUCCAUAGCAUCUUUCAUCAUACUAUCCGACUACACUUUCAAAGCACAAUUUAUAAUAAUUUUUUAUAUUUUAAUCCAUAUUUAUUUAAAUUCAUCAAAAUAAAUAACAUUUGCCAGUUACACUAUCUCAUUAUAUAUAAUAAUUUUAUAUCUCUUUUAAUUUUUGA
Molecule: messenger RNA, 690 nt
Organism: Paramecium octaurelia
Lineage: Eukaryota; Ciliophora; Oligohymenophorea; Peniculida; Parameciidae
Source: the annotation of a GenBank genome assembly